Messenger RNA from Torulaspora globosa, 1428 nucleotides. It is a transcript of the gene CRR1, whose product is annotated as putative glycosylase. Gene Ontology annotation, molecular function: glycosyltransferase activity; hydrolase activity, hydrolyzing O-glycosyl compounds. The record is from RefSeq and is a predicted model, not a curated record. Gene Ontology annotation, biological process: fungal-type cell wall organization; carbohydrate metabolic process. Gene Ontology annotation, cellular component: fungal-type cell wall. The transcript has a single exon. Bases 1 to 1428 code for a protein of 475 amino acids. Lineage: Eukaryota; Fungi; Ascomycota; Saccharomycetes; Saccharomycetales; Saccharomycetaceae.
AUGCAAAGAAUCCUUGGUUUAUUUUGUGUAUUAAUCUGUUUUUUUGCUACGAUUAAUGCACAAGUAGAUUUUUACCGCCCGUUGGUUCCGAUUCACUGUAAUUCGGUACAAAAGUGCCCUGAAGAGUGGCCAUGCUGUUCCCCAUACGGUGAAUGUGGGUCAGGUCCUGUUUGUAUGGGCGGUUGCAAUCCGAGGUUUUCUUAUAACGAGACGAGUUGUGCUCCUAUGCCUGCGCUGGUGCCACCUAAUAACAUCGAAUAUUCCUCUGCGCCUCUUUCGGCACUUGAUGGUAAGGAAGACGCGGCACAGCUUGAGAGCAGAGGACUGCUUCACUUCAAUAAGUAUUUGAUUUCAGAUGUUCAGAGCGACGCUAGAUACAUGCUAGAAAACAUUGCCUUCACAUACAGUGGACCAACAAGCAUCCACCCGCAAACCGGCGAUAUUGUUCUUUCAAUGCCCAGGGGCUCUAGCGGCUGUCUGCUGGCUGCCACAAGGUAUUUCCUCUACGGUAGAAGCUCGGUACGCAUGAGAACUGGGAGAUCAAGAGGCGUGAUCUCUUCGGUCGUCAUAAUGUCCGCAGUGGGAGACGAGAUCGAUUUUGAAUUCCUUGGAAGUGAGCUCUACCAAGUGCAAUCUACUUAUUACUAUCGUGGUGAACUGAUCUACAACAAAAUGCUGGAGGUUCCAGUUUCGUCAGACACCAAUGCGAACUACCACGACUACGAAAUUGACUGGAACGAACACCGAAUCCACUGGCUUGUAGACGGUAGGAUCGUGAGAACGUUAUAUAAGGAGGACACCUGGGAUGAGGAGUUGGGAAUUUAUAAGUACCCACAAACGCCUAUGAGAUUGGAAGUUGCUUUAUGGCCUGGAGGCUUAGCAAGCAAUCAUCCGGGUACAAUUGAGUGGGCUGGUGGCCUAAUUGACUGGGACAACUCUCCUGAUAUGAUCGAAAGCGGAAAAUUCACCGCGCAUAUAAAGUCUAUGACUGUUGUUCCAUACACGAAUAGAUACAUCUCAGCCAUUAACCGGUGUAUGCGGCGAGAACAUAACAUUGCAUAUGACUAUAUCAUGCCACCGGACGGCAUAUUCGAUGAGGCUUCUUUUGCAAUAUACUGUGGUCUGAUCCCAAAUAUCAGGAAAUGGUCCGAUUCUGGCUUCAGCAUACCAAGGAAUCCAAUUCAAGCGGCUCGCUGGUCGGGAAAGGUCUUCAUGUCGGGAAAGGCCUUUACGCCAGUCAACACUGAAACAGAUUUCGUUCAAAAUAUAAACGACCUGGCUUCUUUGCCCAAUGGAACUAUGAUUUACAACAAAACUCAAGAAAACACUUUCAGCACCGAGCAAAAAUCAUCCGGUGCUUCUACCAUGGCACAGAACAAUCCUCUCAGGAAGAUCAAGGGGUUGGCAUCAACGUUUUGGGUAUCUUAA